AUGGGGGGGGCAGCCCUGGCCCCAGGAGCACCACCCCACCUGGGCAGGGGAAGCCUAACCUUCCUGCGCUUCCAUCUUUUCCAGGGGGGGCUCAGGAUGGCCUUAGCAGAGGACGCCAGCGCUGCCAGACUCAUGGAGGGCUCAGCUUUCCCAGAGAUUGUGGAGCUGAACGUGGGUGGGCAGGUCUACCUGACCCGCCACAGCACCCUGCAGGGCAUGCCCGGCUCCUUCCUCUGGGACCUCUUCAGCCAGCAGAGUGCCCAGUCCUUGGCCCGGGACAGCAAAGGCCGCUUCUUCAUUGACCGGGACGGUUUUCUCUUCCGCUACAUCCUGGACUACCUGAGGGACCGGCAACUGGUGCUUCCCGAGCGCUUCCCCGAGCGGAGCCGCCUGCAGCGGGAGGCUGAAUUCUUCAAGCUGCCCGACCUGGCCAAGAGCCUGGCGCCCAAGAUCAGCAAGCAAGACUCCCUGGGCGAGGAGCCCUGCGCCAGCGACCCUGAGGAGCUCUCCCCCGGCACAGAGGCUGUCCGCACCCUGGGGGCAGCUGGCACACUCUUGGCCAGCCUCCCUGGCAGCUCCCUGGCACCUGCAGCUGGGGUCGGCAUGGGGCAGGAGGCCCGACGGUCCGGCUUCAUCACCAUCGGCUACCGGGGCUCUUACACUCUGGGGAGAGACAGCCAAACAGAUGCCAAGUUCCGGCGGGUGGCGAGGAUCAUGGUAUGCGGGAAGACCUCCCUGGCAAAGGAGGUCUUUGGGGAGACCCUCAACGAGAGCAGGGACCCUGAUCGCCCCCCUGAGCGCUACACCUCCAGGUACUACCUCAAGUUCACAUUCCUGGAGCAGGCCUUCGACCGACUGGCUGACGCCGGCUUCCACAUGGUGGCCUGCAACUCCACUGGGACGUGUGCCUUUGCUCACGAACAGACGGAUGACAAGAUCUGGACCUCCUACACAGAGUACGUUUUCCACCGUGAAUGAGGCUCGAGCCCCAGCGAAGCC
Protobothrops mucrosquamatus (brown spotted pit viper) is the source of this 999-nucleotide messenger RNA. Its product is annotated as BTB/POZ domain-containing protein KCTD12-like. Lineage: Eukaryota; Metazoa; Chordata; Lepidosauria; Squamata; Viperidae. Gene Ontology annotation, molecular function: protein binding. The record is from RefSeq and is a predicted model, not a curated record. The transcript has a single exon. The coding region runs from base 1 to 978 and encodes 325 amino acids. Gene Ontology annotation, biological process: regulation of G protein-coupled receptor signaling pathway; protein homooligomerization.